CCCACUGGGAGAGGACCCUGGCGAGCCGCCCCGCCCUCCUGCCCUGCGAUAAGGCGCCCGUAGGGGCCGCGGCUUCCCAGGCUGCUGCAACGCGCUCACCUGCUGCAGGUGCUCCCUGCAGACCCGCACGAGCGAGCGCCGAGAAGAUGCUACGCGAACGGACCGUGCGGCUGCAGCACGGGAGCCGCGUGGAGGCGGUGUACGUGCUGGGCACGCCGCUGUGGACCGACGUCUACAGUGCGGCACCAGCGGAAGCCCGGACCUUCAGUCUGAAGCACUCGGAAGGCGUGUGGGUGGAAGUGGUGCGGGACGGGGAAGCAGAUGAGGUGGCUACCAACGGAAAGCAGCGCUGGCUCCUCUCGCCCAGUACCACACUGCGGCUCACCAUGAGCCAGGCAAGCACCGAAGCCAGCAGUGACAAGGUCACCGUCAGCUACUAUGAAGAAGAGGGGAACGCCCCCAUCGACCAGGCUGGGCUCUUCCUCACAGCCAUUGAGAUCUCCCUGGACGUGGACGCAGACCGCGAUGGUGUGGUGGAGAAGAACAACCCACAGAAGGCAUCCUGGACCUGGGGACCUGAGGGCCAGGGAGCCAUCCUGCUGGUCAACUGUGACCGUGACACGCCCUGGACACCCCAGGAGGACUGCGGUGAUGAGAAGGUGUACAGCAAGGAAGACCUCAAGGACAUGUCCCAGAUGAUCCUGCGCACCAAAGGCCCUGACCGCCUGCCUGCCGGCUACGAGAUGGUUCUCUACAUUUCUGCUUCAGACUCGGACAAAGUGGGCGUGUUCUACGUGGAGAACCCAUUCUUCGGCCAGCGCUACAUCCACAUCCUGGGCCGGCGGAAGCUCUACCAUGUGGUCAAAUACACGGGCGGCUCGGCGGAGCUGCUCUUCUUCGUGGAAGGCCUGCGUUUCCCCGACGAAGGCUUCUCAGGCCUGGUCUCCAUCCACGUCAGCCUGUUGGAGUACAUGACCAAGGAGAUCCCCCUGACACCAAUCUUCACGGACACCGUGACAUUCCGGAUCGCUCCGUGGAUCAUGACCCCCAACAUCCUGCCCCCUGUGUCGGUGUUUGUGUGCUGCCUAAAGGACAAUUACCUGUUCCUGAAAGAAGUGAAGAACUUGGUGGAGAAAGCCAACUGUGAGCUAAAGGUCUGUUUCCAGUACAUGAACCGCGGCGACCGCUGGAUCCAGGAUGAAAUUGAGUUUGGCUACAUUGAAGCCCCCCACAAAGGCUUCCCAGUUGUGUUGGACUCCCCCCGCGAUGGGAACCUGAAGGACUUCCCCAUAAAGCAGCUGCUGGGCCCCGAUUUCGGCUACGUGACCAGGGAACCCGUCUUUGAGCCCGUCACCAGCCUCGAUUCCUUUGGGAACCUGGAGGUCAGUCCACCCGUGACCGUGAAUGGCAAGACAUACCCCCUCGGCCGGAUCCUCAUCGGGAGCAGCUUUCCGCUGUCUGGCGGUCGGAGGAUGACCAAGGUGGUGCGGGACUUCCUGCAGGCGCAGCAGGUGCAGGCACCCGUGGAGCUCUAUUCAGACUGGUUGACUGUGGGUCACGUGGACGAGUUCAUGACCUUCGUCCCCAUCCCAGGCACAAAGCACUUCCGGUUGCUUAUGGCCAGUACCGCUGCCUGCUACAAGCUCUUUCGAGAGAAACAGAAGCAGGGCCACGGGGAGGCCAUCUUGUUCAAAGGCCUGGGUGGAAUGAGCAGCAAGCGGAUCACCAUCAACAAGGUCCUGUCCAAUGAGAGUCUCGUGCAGGAGAACCAGUACUUCCAGCGCUGCCUCGACUGGAACCGUGACAUCCUCAAGAAAGAGCUGGGCCUGACAGAACAGGACAUCAUCGACCUGCCCGCACUGUUCAAGAUGGAUGAGGGCCGCCAGGCCAGAGCCUUCUUCCCAAAUAUGGUGAACAUGAUCGUGCUCAACAAAGACCUGGGCAUCCCCAAGCCGUUCGGGCCCCAGAUUGAAGAGGAGUGCUGCCUGGAGAUGCAGGUGCGUGCCCUGCUCGAGCCACUGGGCCUGUCUUGCACGUUCAUCGAUGACAUCUCUGCCUACCACAAGUUCCUGGGGGAGGUGCACUGUGGCACCAACGUCCUCCGGAAGCCCUUCGCCUUCAAGUGGUGGCACAUGGUGCCCUGACCCACAGGCGCCCUGACAUGCCCCCUCUACCCUGAGUUCUCCAGAUGUCCCCCCACCACACCGAGUCCCUCCAGGCCCUCCUCAACCCUGCCCCCACCUGACCUGGACUGGAUGACCCUGCUGGAAGGCCUUCUUUGGGAAGUGGGUGGGAUUUGAGGUGUCUGUGUCUCACCCUUCCUGGGAAGGAGUCUUAAUCAGCCUCGCUCUGUCCCUCCUGACAACAGUUGACCAUGACCGUUCCAGUCCAACCCUGACACAGGAAACAAAACCCAACACAAAAUGCCAUGUCCCCUAGCCAUACCCCACGAGCUCUUAGUCUCUAGUCCAAAAACCAAACAGAGGGAGGGGGACAGGAGGUGCUGGGAUCACAGCCUAGAGGUAAAGGGGAACACAUGGAGAAGGACCUGGGGACCCCUCAACAUCCCUUGAAGAGCCUUUGUCAUUUCAAACCUGUCCCUGAUUACUCAUUCCCUACCUGCUCUCUCAAACUCUCUGACUAGCCCUCCCCAGUCUCCAAGGGGCUGAUCCUUCCUUAGAUCCUUCUGGAAACAUCUCGUUUAGGAGCUUCUCUGUAGCCUCGUCUUUCUCAGGGUCACAGAUACCUGGGAUUUCUCCCCAGGCCAGCACAUGUGGAGUUCCGUGUAGAUGUCACGGUUUGGCCGUAUCCACCUUCUCCUGCUGGAUCCCGGGCUCCCUGGCCAGUCCCUGCCCUUCUGCCUCCCAUCAGCUCCACUUUUCCUGUUCUGGAGGCCGUCUCUCCAGGCAGCUAGCCAGGCAGUCGUCCCUUCCUCCAAACCCAGUCCCUCCUCCAUCACUGGGUGUGAUAUUUUCCCAUCCCUCCCCCACAGACAUCAGACAGCAUCAGGCCCCCAGCCUGGCCCCACCAUGAAUGAACAGGUCUGAGCCAGCUCUGGCCUUGGACAUGAGUUAUUCCCCUGAAACUCACCAGAGUCUUUUAAGACCUUCUCCUUUGGCUAGAUCCAAACUAAUUUCUGGUUGUAGUUAGAACAAAAAAAAAAA
Ochotona princeps (American pika) is the source of this 3164-nucleotide messenger RNA. It is a transcript of the gene PADI2, whose product is annotated as peptidyl arginine deiminase 2. The record is from RefSeq and is a predicted model, not a curated record. Gene Ontology annotation, cellular component: cytoplasm. The transcript is spliced from 16 exons. Lineage: Eukaryota; Metazoa; Chordata; Mammalia; Lagomorpha; Ochotonidae. Gene Ontology annotation, molecular function: calcium ion binding; protein-arginine deiminase activity. The coding region runs from base 147 to 2144 and encodes 665 amino acids.